Messenger RNA from Colletotrichum spaethianum, 1461 nucleotides. RefSeq lists its product as uncharacterized. The transcript has a single exon. The coding region runs from base 1 to 1461 and encodes 486 amino acids. NCBI's taxonomy places the organism in Eukaryota, Fungi, Ascomycota, Sordariomycetes, Glomerellales, Glomerellaceae. The record is from RefSeq and is a predicted model, not a curated record.
AUGCCUGUUGACACGAACAAUCUCGACGGAGAAACGGGAGGCCCGGACGCGGGCGUCGACGCCGCGACGUGCACGACCACCGGCGGCGGCGGCGGCGGAGAAGACGAGAAAGUCGCGGCGUUCCUGGCGCGGUGCGGAUUGAAGCCCUCUACUGUCGCCGCGGCGCACGAUUUUGCCGGGACAAAGUUCCCCGGGUGCGAGGUCGCGCCGGCGCCGUUCCAAGGGUACUGCUCGUACACGCUGCUCCUCCUGCCGCCGACGCCCGGCGGAAGACGACGGGACAGCGGGGUCGAGGCCGGCGAUGGGAGCAGCAACGGCGGCGGCGGCGGCGGCAGCGGGAAGGGCUUCCCCGCUGGCGUCGAGAAGGGGAGCAACCUGCUGGUGCAGUUCCGGCCGGGGAGGCACGGCAUCGACGUCGGGGUCUGUGCGGAGGCGAGGGGCGUGUUUGGUAGCGGGAUCGUGCCUGGCGUCGAAGAUUUGGGCGCGCUGACGGGGCUGGAGACGGUGGGCGCGGGGCGCGGGGACGACGGGGAGCUGCGCGCAUAUGCGUUGGAGAGAGUUGGCGGCGUCUCGCUGACGGAAUUCCGGGGGCUGUCUGCGGCGCUGGGGAUGGAUCCGCGGGCGUGCAGGAGGCGGGUCGUGGCGGAUCUGGCCAUUGUGUUUGCCGACUCGUGGCGGGGCCGGCGGGAGCGGCGGGACGUCGCCAAGGGCAAGGUCGGCGGGAGUCUGAGGUGGAGGGUGGAGGUUCUGGCGAAGGGCCUCCCGAAGGAUCUUCGCGGGGUUGCGAGGGGGGCGAUGGAGGAGUUGGAGGAGGUCGAGGGGCUGCUGCCGUGGGUUGUCACGCACGGGGACCUGGUGCCGGAUAACAUCUUGGUCCACCCACCCUGCGAGGACGUCGACGACGGGGCGAGAGGGUGGAACGGGAGGAGGCAGAGGGAGAUGAGGGAGAGGGCCGGCGGGUUGGUCGGGUUGAUUGACUGGGCUGAAGCGGAGUGGCUGCCGUUCGGGGUGGGCAUGUACGGCCUCGAGGAGGUCUUGGGGGAAGACGUGCCCGUCGAAGACGAUGGUCCCAAGUCGGGGGGCAGCAACGCCACCAGCGCCAGCGGCGGGCCGGCCGCGACCAGAUUCGAAUACUACCCCGAGGCGAACGCCCUCCGGAACCUCUUCUGGGACGAGGUCGGCCGGGUCGUGGGCGACGACGACGUCAUACGUCGGGCGAGGCUGGCGCAGGUUCUCGGGGUGCUGCUGUGGAGGGGCAUCGCGUUUGACGACGGCGCGCUGGGGAGGGUCGUCGACGAGAGGGACUGGUGGGACUUGCAGAGGUUGAGGGUCUGGUUGUUUGGAGACGGGGGGCUCGGACUCGCGGGCAGCAAGGAGGAGGAGAGGGAGGUUCAGGGGCGCAGGCGGAGGUGGUUGAGCAAGGUUUGGCGGCUGGUGAGAAGAUGUUUCAAGGCCUUUUGA